Molecule: messenger RNA, 1967 nt
Organism: Orbicella faveolata
Lineage: Eukaryota; Metazoa; Cnidaria; Anthozoa; Scleractinia; Merulinidae
Product: arrestin domain-containing protein 3-like
Biological process (GO): protein transport
Cellular component (GO): cytoplasm
Source: RefSeq, a predicted model, not a curated record
CGAUUGGCGCUGAGAAAACAAAAAGAAAAAAGAGCGUAACAGUGAAGGGAAACACAAGAGUACUGUUGACCAUAAAAAUCACACUUAUAGCCCAGGCAGCUUCAGUAAGAGCCCAUCCCUGACAUGCAAAAUUGAAUGGGAAAAAAUUUAGAGCUGAAGAUUUGUCUCUCCCGCCCUGGCAAGCACUAUCAUCCGGGCGAAGUAGUGACCGGUGAAUGUGUUUUGAAUCUAAGUGAUUACAUGAAACUUCGCUGCCUUAGCAUUGAGUUUCAGGGUGAGUCUUGGACAUGUUGGGAGGAAAUAGAUGUUUACACCACAACGCACAAAAAUGCAGAGAUCUACUUCCAUAAGAAAACCACACUAUUUGGAAACUCGGAGAAAAAGAGAAAUCAGACGUCCUCUCUUCCUCCUGGCCAUCAUGCCUUCCAGUUUAGCUUCAAAAUACCUCCAUACAGUCUCCCAUCGUCCUUUGAAAGUAAACAUGGUUACGUCAGAUACUGGCUGAAGGCGCGGAUACACAGGCCCUGGAGAUUCGACGAGGUUACUAAGGAGUUGGUCAAAAUUUUGAGCUUGAUUGAUGUUAAUUGUCCUCGCGUCUUGUUGCCAACUUUUGGCGAGGCUCAGAAAUCACUGAACUGCUUAUACAAUGGAAUGGCCUCCCCACUGAAGCUGUUGGCGUUUACAGACCGCAGUGCGUAUUGUCCACGUGAACGUAUGAUACUGACAACUGAUAUCAAGAAUCUGCCGCUGACACAAACAUACCAAACAACAAUAUUCCUUGUGCAGACUAUCUCUUUUAAGUCUCGCUGUGGAAAAUCAAGGACUGAUCGUUGCCAGCGAAAGAUGGUCCAGCGCUCUUCCCUCUCGUGGGCGGUUGACGAGUUGGAAGUCCCGGAUGUCCCGCCGACCAUGAGGAGUUGCGGGAUUCUAUCCAUUACGUAUCAUGUUAAGGUAAUGUUAUCAACACGUGAAUGUGAAGGUGAAUCUCACUUAGAAGUCGAACUGCCUGUUAUUAUCGGAACAAUUCCUCUUCGACGGUCAUACGGAAUGGUUAAUAAGCUGAUUCCAGCUACUAGAUUAACCAGGAAUUACAGUGGAGAAUGUAAGACGUUUGUAACCAUCAAGAGGGGUAAGAUGCUUUGCCUCCCGGCUUUUGUUACUGUCACUUAUAUACUAGUCAUACAAUGUCUGAAAAGACGUUGUGCCAGAAAUGGACCUUGGUAUCAAUGAAUAUUUUAUGCCAAGUCGUUGACCACUGCUGUGUUACGUCCUAUAUGUGGAUCACAAACAUGGUGCUUUUUUUGUUCCUCGUUAUAAGACAAUGAUUUUUUGUUGAUAGUAACGUAUUCACAGUAAAUUUACGGCUCUUUUACGUGCGAGGAGCUUUACAGCAAUCCGAUAUUUAAGUGCCAAUCCGCAAGUUCUCACUCAUUUUUAACAUCUCGCCAAGUUAUGCAAGGCAAUGUUAUUCUAUUAGAGAAGCGUAAAUUUGAGAGAUGAGAAACCUGUUUCACGAGACAGCUUAAUGAGCUUCUGAUUAUUUCUUAGUUACUUUGGAAAGUGGAAUCCAUUCUAACACAGCCAUAACGACUUGAUAGAAGAAAGCUGUCAAGACGCCGAAAGAGGAUGAGGAAGAAGUCAGCUGAACGAAACAAGUCUAAAUACACAAGAUAUAACUAAAAUACCAAGCCAAAGUUGGCCAGCACAAAGAGUUAAUUGGCCAUAAACGCAAGUAAAAGCUCGUGAAAAGAUAAUUUUUUAAGGCAACGGUUAAUUUGAUUACUAACAAAGCUUCUCAGAGGUGUAAAAAAAUGGUAGUUUUACGAAACUGGAAUACCAGAGUAUACUUAAUAAAAAACUAAUAAAAGCAGCCUCUUGUCACUUCCGCGGUGUAUUACCUGAUGUCUGUGCGCGAUCAUUAUUGACGUGAGGCUAUUUUACCAAUCUAUCGCUCUCUAAAAUCGUUU